Messenger RNA from Linum trigynum, 2469 nucleotides. The record is from the annotation of a GenBank genome assembly. NCBI's taxonomy places the organism in Eukaryota, Viridiplantae, Streptophyta, Magnoliopsida, Malpighiales, Linaceae.
AUGAGCGGCGGCGGCAGUGCUCGUGGCGGAGGCCCUGCAAGGGUUGCGAUCCCGGAGAAUGCACGGAAAGUGAUACACGAUAUAAGGGAGAUCACUGGGAAGCAACACGGCGACGAGGAAAUCUAUGCCGUGCUUAAGGAUUGCGCCAUGGAUCCCAACGAGACUGCUCAGAAGCUUCUCUAUUUAGACACUUUUCAUGAGGUGAAAAGCAAGCGUGAACGGAAGAAAGAGUCAUCAAAUGUUCAAGGUCGAGGGGGUAGGGGUGCUCGAGGAAAUUAUUCUGAUGCUAAUGGUGGGAGGAAUGCAGCCCAUCGAAAGGAAAAUGGAGCAAGUCACUUGAGAGAGAGAGUCCCUUCAACUGCCAUGGCUGGAACACACAGACCAAACAGUAACCAUUCACUUCCUGCAGCAAAAGUCGCGGCAGUCAACACCAAUGGCCCUUCAAGUCUCAAAAGCGAGAAUCCUAGUCUGAGGCGCGGCUCAAAUGUUGCUGUAGAUGAUGGUGAAAAAGCCCCAAAAACUGGGCUAGUGGAUGCGAAGAAGUUGGAUGUGACAUCAGAGACAGCUAAAUUACCGCCAAUGUCUGCACCUGAUCAGACAGCUGAUAGCAUGACUCAGAAUGAGCAAGGGAAGUCGGUUUUAGCCACCAAGGAUGUUGCCAAGUCAAAUGCUCCUGGUGCUUAUUCUUAUGCUGAUGCAAGUAAAAGAGCAUGGGGUCGUUUGAUUGCUGCUGCACCAAAUCACGGUCGGCAUGUUUCUCAAGCUGCCAUUUCAGAACUGUCUAAAAAUGAGAAUGCAGGCCCUCUGAGUUUAAAAUCUGAAAGGGUGUCAGGAACACCAAAAGAAGCAGACAAGAGCCAGCUUUCUGAACUCCUCCAGCCCUUAACUUUGUCAACUGAAGACACUUCUGCGGUAAUAGGGCCUUCUUCUGGGUAUGAUAGCACUCUGAGUUUAAAAUCUGAAAGGGUGUCAGGAACACCAAAAGAAGUUGACAAGAGCCAGCUUUCUGUACUCCUCCAGCCCUUGACAUUGUCAACUGAAGACACUUCUGUCGUAAUAGGGCCUUCUUCUGGGUAUGAUAGCCAACUACCACAAGUGUCUAUCACCCCUUCCAAAGGUUCCUCAUUUGCUGAUGGACGAGCAAAAGUUAGUUCUCAAUUGCAUCCAGACUCUAAAACUGAACCUGACGUUCCUAAUGGACAUGUUACUUUUCCGGAUCACUUCAAAGUUCCUCAUGCUUUCAAGAGUGGACUGACAUUUGGAAGCUUUGAAUCUAGUUCUAGCACUGGAGUGAAUUCUGGCAAUGGUCACACCAGGGAUAUCAAUUCUGCAAAUGCGAUUGAAUUAUCUCAUGGGACUGCUGAUUCUGCUAUGGAACCAUCUAGUGGUCAGAAUUUAUCUGCUGCUGUACACAUUGAUCUUCAAGAUAAAUGUGAGUCAGAGUCUGACCAAGAUGUCCUCAAAGAAGUCCAACCAUCACAAGGCAAUGCAUUACCUGAAGCAGAUCCAAAGCAAGAGAGAAUGCAGACUCCAGAAAGGCAUCAAAGCCCCACAGUUCAACUUACCCCAAACUAUGGACUUGGAGUCUUACCACCUACAAAAGGAGUUCACAAUGGGCAACUUGAUGGACAAGAGCCUCAAGCAAGGGAUCCUCCUCGAGUCUCACCCUUUGCCGGUGAAAAUGUUGCAGUAUCACCCAGUCACAGUCCAUCUCCUCAAGGACAAAACCGAGCAGCAGCAGCAGCAGCAGCUGCUGCUUCUACACAACCAAUUCUGCUGAGGCCACCAUAUCAUCUUGGCUAUCUCCCAUAUACACCUUAUUUCAACCCCUAUAUGUUACACCCAAUGCAUCAAUUCUUAAGCCACAAUGGGAUGCCUCAACAACAGCCAUCACCUGGCAGCCCGUAUCUGACAACCGCAGCAGCAGCAGCAGCCACUGCUCCAGGGGUGAAGUUCCCUCAUAACCCACAAUUCAAGCCAGGGACUGGUGCAGCAAAUUCCACGCCUAUUGCACUUCCUCAAUUCUACAGCUCAUAUGGCUCUUCCCCCAUUGGAUUCAAUCCUGGUCUAGCUGUUACAUCUGGUACCUCUGCUAGCAAUGAAGAUCUAUCAGCAUCUCAGCUGAAGGAGAACCGUAUUCUGUCAACAGGACCACCGAGUGAUGUUUCAGCCUGGAUUGCACAAGGACAAGACUUGUCCAGCCUACAGCUGAAUUCUUUGUAUCAUCUCUCUCCACAGGGACAGCACCACCUUACAUUCGCUACUCCCCAGGCUGCUGCUGCCCAUGGCUCUUUUCCAGGAAUUUAUCCACCUCUACAGACAAUAGCUGCUUCUUCAACAGCGAGCCCAUUGUUGCAGCAGCAGUCUCAUGCAAUUUCUGCUGCAGCUGAGCCGGUAGGACCGUCACCAACUGCACCUUAUCAGCAGCAGCCUCAGCUGGCACAGAUGAAUUGGAGCUCUACUUACUGA